ACGUCGCGCCACCUGUCGUGAACCCGCGAAACAAUUCCAUUUGCCACUCGGACUUGUGCGCGUGGAGUGUCGCCCUCGUUUCGUACGGAUUUCGCGCGCGUUUUGCUCCCUCUUUGUGGUCUGCUUCGGAUUUGUUUCGGCGAUGGCGUGGACAUACCCCGCGCGAAGAAACAUUAUUCUCCGUUUGUUGGUGCAUCGUCUGCGUCACAAGAGGAAGAGGUCUCUCUACAUAAGAGAGAUCUUCGACAAGCGUCCGGAGUACGGCGAGUACCACCACCUCGUACAGGAGCUGCGGCAGAGCGAUCCUGAAUAUCACUUCAAGUAUUUCAGCAUGACAAAGGCAUCUUUCGACAAGUUGCUGAGCCUUGUCUACGAGAGGCUUAUCCACCCUCCAACCCACAGGAGGCCUAUCUCUCCGGCAGAAAGGCUUGCAGUGACACUGAGAUUCCUGGCUACAGGAGGGUCCGUGCAAGAUAUUGCUAUGAGUUACCGUACGCAUGGAUCGACGGUGUCAAACAUCCACAAAGAGACACUGCCAGCAAUCUGGGACUGUUUGAAGCCCCUUGUACUUGAACAUCCAAGUGAAGAGAAGUGACGUAACAUAGCGGUAGAAUACAAUGAUAAAUGGAAUUUUCCUAAUACUAUAGGGAGCAUUGAUGGAAAACACUUUGCUAUCAAAUGCCCCAACAACAGUGGGUCCGACUCCUACAAUUACAAGGGGUUCUACUCCUUGCUUAUGCUGGCUGUAGCAGAUGCCAGUUAUAGAUUUAUUAUGGUGGAUAUCGGAGCACAAGGCCGAUUUCUGAUGGUUGCUUUUUCAAGAAGAGUCCCCUCGAGACUUUCUUCGAAAAGUUGGGGCUCCCCUGCGGAGUUUCCAAGUGGCCAGUGUGUUUGGUUGGAGAUGCCGCAUUUCCAUUGUGCACUUACCUGAUGCGGCCCUACCCUGGCUGGAAACUCAAUGAGAGAAAAAAAGUCUUCAACUACCGCCUCUCCAGGGCACGCAGAUGUAUUGAAAAUGCUUUUGGCAUUUUAGUCUCACGCUGGCGGGUUUUUCUAGGUACUGUGGAAUGUGAGCCGAAGCUUCUCAGCAGCAUGAUUGGGGCUGCUGUGUGUCGGCACAACUUUCUUAUGACAGACAGUGCAUACUGCCCUGAUGGUUACGGUGAUAAGUCAUGUGAGGAAACAAUGCAUGAUGGAGAGUGGCGCCUCACUAUCACCCAAAUUGGAACUCAGGCACUACCAUCAAAGAACCGCCCCACUUCAGCUGCCAUGGCAAUGAGGGACGAAAUAGCCGAUUAUUUCAUGUCUGGAGAAGGUUCAUUGCCGUGGCAGUUGAACGUUGUCAGACGGUGCUGAAAUCCCAGUUCUCUCCCUUUAUCUUUUGUACCCCUACAGCUUCUAAUGGUUAA
Molecule: messenger RNA, 1409 nt
Organism: Dermacentor silvarum
Lineage: Eukaryota; Metazoa; Arthropoda; Arachnida; Ixodida; Ixodidae
Exons: 3
Coding region: 143-595 (150 amino acids)
Source: RefSeq, a predicted model, not a curated record